ACAACCGCUUCCUCUGGCUACGUUUCUGGAGGGACGGGAAAAGAAACGUUGAAACUUAGAAAUAUAUAUUUAAUUUGGUGUUUAUUGAAAAAUCAAAGUAUAAAGUGGUGUCUUGGAGCGCAGAUAUUUCGGUUCUUAUUACUCUAUUCCGCUUGCUCCGUUGCAUAUUUUCAUAGUUAUCUUCUAUUUGCCGUAGUGAUAGCUGUGCAGUUAAGCCCGCCGUGUUAGCUAGCUAAUUGGCUAGCUAGCGACUAGCCUCUCCUUCACUCUGCCGUGUUGAGUUCAGUUGUUCGAAAAAAAAGGCUUAAUUUAACGAGACCUAAUGGCAGAAUCUGACAAGUUAAACAUCGAUUCAAUUAUACAACGCCUCCUCGAAGUGAAGGGUUCUAGGCCUGGGAAGAACGUCCAGUUGACGGAGAAUGAGAUCCGCGGUCUGUGCCUCAAAUCCCGGGAGAUUUUCCUCAGUCAACCCAUUCUUUUGGAACUCGAGGCACCGCUAAAGAUUUGUGGUGAUGUCCAUGGUCAGUACCACGACCUCCUGAGGUUGUUUGAGUAUGGUGGCUUCCCCCCAGAGAGCAACUACUUGUUCCUGGGCGACUAUGUGGACAGAGGCAAGCAGUCCCUAGAGACCAUCUGUCUGCUGUUGGCCUACAAAGUCAAAUACCCUGAGAAUUUCUUUCUUCUGCGAGGCAAUCAUGAAUGUGCCUCCAUCAACAGGAUAUAUGGUUUUUAUGAUGAAUGCAAGAGGCGGUAUAACAUCAAGCUGUGGAAGACGUUCACCGACUGCUUCAACUGCCUACCUGUCGCUGCCAUUGUUGACGAAAAGAUCUUCUGUUGUCAUGGAGGCCUGUCUCCGGACCUGCAGUCGAUGGAGCAGAUCCGGCGUGUGAUGCGGCCCACGGACGUGCCGGACCAGGGCCUCCUGUGCGACCUGCUGUGGGCCGACCCCGACAAGGACGUGACCGGCUGGGGCGAGAACGACCGCGGCGUCUCCUUCACCUUCGGAGCGGACGUCGUCGCCAAGUUCCUCCACAAGCACGACAUGGAUCUCAUCUGCCGUGCCCACCAGGUGGUGGAGGAUGGCUACGAGUUCUUUGCGAAGCGCCAGCUGGUCACACUGUUCUCUGCCCCCAACUACUGCGGCGAGUUCGACAACGCCGGAGCCAUGAUGAGCGUGGAUGAAACACUCAUGUGCUCCUUCCAGAUUCUGAAGCCAGCCGAUAAGAAGCUGUUCUCCUACAGCGGCGGAGGUGGCUUCGGCUCCGGGCGACCGGUCACCCCGCCCAGGAACUCGGCCAAGGCCGGCAAGGCCAAGAAAUGACCCGCUCCACACUCGUCCUCCUCUCCUGCACUCCUCUGCUCUUCUACCUCUCCUCCUGUCCUUUUACUUCUCCUGUUUUUUUCUCUCUCUCUCCUCCCUCAAUCCUUCACUUCAACCCCCCCCCCCCCCCCCCCCCCCCCCACCUUUAUUUUCCUCUCCCCCUUUUUGUCUUCAUCCUCUUUUCUUGGACACCAAAAUCGCCCCGGUGUUGUAGCGUUAGUCUGUCCCGGUUCUGGCUCAGUGUUGGCCCAGGUCCGGGCCUGAUUGGGCUGCUCCUUGGGUCAGUGCAGUCUCCACGACUUCACCUUUUAGUUCUCUUUGUUCCUUCAGCUGCAUUUUCUUAAUGACUUCAUGAUGUGUGUUUGUCGUCGUGUGUUUGUGUUUGUGUGUGUGUGGGCCUGUACAUUUGCUCACCGAUUGUGUGUGCGAGACCGAAAGAGAGUCGAAUCAGAAAAACCUGGAUGCCUGUUGCAACAGACUCCGAAUUGAUUUGAAUGCCUGAUUUAAUGCGUGUCUGAGUUUGUGUGGGCCCGAGUUACAGUGUGUGUGUGUGUGUAUGUCUGUGUGAAUAAAAACAUUUUUUGCCCCCCAUCCCAUCUCCCUAAAGCUGUUCUUUUCACCCCAGCUCCCCUCCGCCUGCCCUGUAGGGUCCAAUUUAAAAUCUUAAGUGCAGGAAACACCACACCUACCCCCCACCCCCCACCCCCUCUUCCUCCUCCUGCACACCCCAAACUCGAAGGUUAGAAGCACAACAUUGCCGUCAGGCGGAGGGGAUCCCCCCCAACCCCCCACCCCCACCCCCUCCUGGGGGGACCCUGUGUAGGCUAGCCCAGCCUGACUGCUGACCAUUCCCUGCUCUGAAACCAAUCUAAACCCUUGGCACAAACACACAGGGGGCACUCUCACUGCCAGCCACUGUUUCUAAUGUAAAGAACAGAUGUGGUGUUACACUGUGUGUGUCUGUGUGUGUGUGUGUGUCUCUGUCUGUGUGUGUGUGUGUGUGUGUGCACGUUUCUGGCACAUAUGGCAGGGGUUUGUCAGAUUGAGAGAUCCAGUCACGUGAAGGCUGAUGGGUUGGGUCGUGUGUGGUGGUGUUUGGCUAUUUGAGAUCACUGAUAUGGGGAGAGGAUGUCCAGUCGAUGCUGCGUAUUGGACCUGUCACAGUAUACUUCAUUAGUCUACUUCAGCUACCAGACUCGAGUCUAAAAGGUGUCCGUACCCUUCAGGCACUUUUCCUUUGUGGAGCGUAGUAAGAGAUGCCGAUUGCUGAGAAUUUACUUCACCUCCCCAGAAACGGGAAAUGUUUUUUUGUUGUUAUUCUCGUUCUCUCUCUCUCUCUCUCUCUUUCUCUCUCUUUUGGUUUUAUUUUUAAUCUUCAGAAAUGGCAGUGAAGAUAUUUGCCCUUUUGUUUUUGUGUGUGUGCUCUGAGACCAGUUGAUAACUUCAAAAAGCACAACCCUUAAUCUGCAGGAAAAGCCCGUCUGAAGAGGUGUGCGUGUGUGUGUGUGUGCGUGUGUGCGUGCAUAUGCACAUAUGCACCUUUGUGCUUGGUGUUCAGACCGAACGCCAAAACUGUCACACAAUGCAUCUGCCCCCCCUGGUGCAGUGCAGCGUGUGUGUGUGUGUGUGUGUGUGUGUGUGUGUGUGUGUUUGUGUUUGUGUUUGUGUAUUGGAGAGAGAGAGAGAGAGAGAGAGAGAGAAAGAAAGGUGCGCUGGCUUCAUACAGGUCAAGGGGUCCAGCUAGUAGGGCACAAAAGAAACUUUUAUCAGAAACCGAUUUCUAAACGAGUCCAGAGGUAGAGACGACACAUAAUACACAUAAUUUAGGAUUUUCAUGAAAUGGUAGAUUUGUACAGCUUUAAUUACUUGAAGGAGAACUUUUUCUUUUUUUUGUAGUAUUCAUGAAAUCAACCAAUAAAUUCAGAAUCUGAUA
Messenger RNA from Sardina pilchardus (European sardine), 3254 nucleotides. RefSeq names its product serine/threonine-protein phosphatase alpha-2 isoform-like. The coding region runs from base 323 to 1321 and encodes 332 amino acids. NCBI's taxonomy places the organism in Eukaryota, Metazoa, Chordata, Actinopteri, Clupeiformes, Clupeidae. The transcript has 7 exons. The record is from RefSeq and is a predicted model, not a curated record. Gene Ontology annotation, molecular function: protein serine/threonine phosphatase activity. Gene Ontology annotation, cellular component: cytoplasm; nucleus.